Messenger RNA from Momordica charantia (bitter melon), 2318 nucleotides. NCBI's taxonomy places the organism in Eukaryota, Viridiplantae, Streptophyta, Magnoliopsida, Cucurbitales, Cucurbitaceae. The record is from RefSeq and is a predicted model, not a curated record.
AAAGGAGAGGAAAAAGACUAAGGUGAAGGAGAAAAGACUUGAAAAAACAAAUGAUGGUGCAUGGAGUAUUUCCCUCCAUGAAUUGGACAAAAUAUAAAAAUAGAUCAUCUUUUUCUUUGACUUGAAUUUUGUAGCCACGAGACACAUGGAUAUAUGGGCACAAACACAUAGAACACUUGGAUAAUAAACAUAAAGCUUUGGACACUAAACAAGGGCCGUCUAUUAUAAUAACGUAUAAUAUUUUUUAUUUUUUUUCCCUUUCUUAUUCACAUAAAAAUAUUCCCUACUCCCUUCUCAUUUUUUUCUCUCUUCUUUCUUCCACUUUCUCCUUCUCUCAUUUCUCCCGUUUGUGCAAAAUUUUACCCUUUUUUUCAGCUACAAAAUUCUCUGAUGGGGAGCGAUUCGGAAACUGCCCUUCUUCUCUUUCCCAAUUCAGCCGAAACCAACAAAAUUCCAACAGAUACAUUCAACUUGACUUACAUUACAUACUUCAUUUUAGGCCUGGGGAGUCUCCUGCCAUGGACCACCUUCAUAACGACCAUCGAUUAUUUCUCCCACAUCUACCCCCAAACCCACACCAACCGCAUCUUCGCUGCGGCUUUUACACUCACGGCCCUCAUCGGCCUUGUUUCGGUCGUUUUUUCGAGUCGGAGGUCGGACGCUCGAGUCCGAAUCAAUGUGGGCUUGGGCCUCUAUGUGCUGGACCUAAUGGUGGUGCCUCUUUUAGAAGUAUUCUACAUUAAAGGUCAAGUUGGGCUCUUUAACGGCUUCUAUGUCACUGUUGGAGCCGUUGUCAUGUGCGGUGUUGCCGAUGCGCUCGUCCAAAGCGGCGUCAUUGGCUCUGCCGGCGAACUCCCGGAGAGAUAUAUGCAAGCUGUUGUCUCCGGGAAGGCUGGUUCUGGCCUUAUGGUGUCGGUGCUGAGGAUGGUAACAAAAGGCAUAUACCCACGAGACACCAAUGGGUUGCGAAAAAGCACAAUCCUCUACUUUUCUGUGGGAAUCUCAAUCAUAGUUGUGUGUAUUAUAUUGUACAAGGCAGCAGCAAAGCUUCCCGUUUUGAAGUACCGCCUGAAUUUGAACAAUGAAGAGAAACAAAGAAAAGGUUGUGUAUUUGGGUCCAUAAGCAGAUCAACCUUAUGGGAAAUAUUAAGCACUAUCAAACUCUAUGCAUUUGGAGAAGUGAUCAUCUUCGUGGUAUCUCUGUCGAUAUUUCCGGGGUUCGUUACAGAGGAUGUUCAUUCGGAGAUUUUGAAGGACUGGUAUCCCAUUACUCUGAUUUCUUGGUAUUAUGCGUCUAGUCUAAUUGGGAAGUAUUUUGCUUCAGUUUAUGUGAUUAAAAAUCCCAAGAUUACAGUUGGGAGCUGUGUGGCCAGGGUGUUGUUUUACCCACUCUUUAUUGGAUGCUUAAAUGGGCCCCGAUUCCUUAGAACCGAAAUUCCUGUGUCACUUCUGACUUGCCUUCUCGGACUUAGCGGUGGCUAUUUAGACGCUGUUUGCAUGAUCUCCGCACCCAAAAUGGUGCCAUUUGAACAUGCUGAGGUUGCGGGGAUUUUAAUGGCCAUCUCCUUGGUUUCUGGUUUGGCUAUUGGUUCUGUUCUUGCUUGGUUCUGGGUCAUUUAAGUUUCCUCCUCUUCCCUUUUUUUCUUUUCUAAUAACAAGUUUGGUCUACAAAUUGAAGUUGUGUCUAAUACCUCCCUCCUAAGUUUUAAAUAGUCUCUAGAACUUUCAAUUUUGUGUUGUCCUAUUAGACAUCUUUUGUAAUUCAAGAACCUACCAAACACAAAAUUGAAAGGUAAGGGACUUAUACACAAAAUUCAACUUUGUGUCACUUGCUCUUUGAAUUGUGGAAAAUGUCUAAUAGAAUAUGAAAUUGAAAGUUCAUAAAAUGAAAUAGAAGUAAAGGAAGGAAAACAAGAAUGGAAACCAUAGGAACCAUGGAACAACAUAAAAGGAAACUCAUCCUACUCAUCUCACAGAAUCAUAACAGCUCACAAAUCAAAUUGUGCUGGACACAUGAGUAUUCCUUUUCAUAUUAAAGCUAAAGCUAUCUUGAAUUUAAUAUAAAUAUCGAGCGCGAUUCGAUUCAGCUUAAGAGCCAAGUAGUGCAAUCGCAUAGGUUAUGCUAGAUUUCAUAAAUCUCUAGAUGUGACUGAUAAUUCUGGAAGAGCAAAAUGGAGGAACUAAUAAUCGAAGUAAAAUUUGUAAGACCGGCAUCAAAUUCAUUCGCCAAGAUGGAAAUUAAAGCAAUGACGGUGCAUUCGAUUUCAGAGGAAGGAGAAUGCAGAAAAAUUGUAGGUGAAGGGGGAAAAUUACCUUGA